Messenger RNA from Manis javanica (Malayan pangolin), 3598 nucleotides. Lineage: Eukaryota; Metazoa; Chordata; Mammalia; Pholidota; Manidae. The record is from RefSeq and is a predicted model, not a curated record.
UCUAUUGUGUAUAUGUGUAUAUGCAAGUGCAUGUUAUGUAACACGAUGGAGACACUACCAUCCAGUCAGUAUCAUAUCCUGCAUUUCCCCCUCUUAACUUCAUAUUGUAAACAUUUCCCCAAAUCCCAUAAAAACUCUUCAGACACUCUGUUGCUAAUGGCUGCUUAAUGUUGUAAUCUGUGAAUGUGUGAUUAGCCAUUCUCCUCUGUUUUUUUGGUUACUUCCAGUUUUUCCCUCUGCCUGUUUUUAGAGUCUUAGUUACUGGAUGGCUGCAUAGCAGGAGGGGGAGAUCUUGGUUGGCUUCCAGAAGGUGGAGAGGAUUAGCAGUGCAAGGUGGGGCACGGAGGAGGGCACACUGAGGUGGGGUUGCUCAUGUGUGGUGCCGUCUUGGGAGAACACCGAGAACCCAGGGCUCUAGAUCUUAAUCAUCAGUCUUUCUGGGUGGCUGCUUCUCCUUCCCCAUCACUAUGUACGGGUCCUUGUGUUGGCUUGGUUGCCUCAGCUUUUUCUUGAUGAGCCAUGGGUAAACCAGGAUAAACCCUUUUCUUCAAAGUCCACAAUCCAUCAGGAGGUGGAUUUCAGGUGUCUGGCAGGCCCAGACACAGGACCUACCGAUACUGAAAUAGAAAGUGUCAAAAGCCCCUCACUAAGUUGACCAGUUUGCUUCCCAUUUCCCAGUCCUUCCUGUCCUUCCCUUGCCCCAUCCCCCUCCAGUAGGCUAGGACUGAGGAGAAGGUAGAACUUGUCCUUGGGAGAAUAUGCAGUGCCUCCUCCUUAUAAGGUCAGUGUUCUCCUGAUUUGAUGGCUUGACUUGCUGCCCUACAACCACCUAAACCAAGGCCAAGAAUGUGGGGGUGGGGGGCAUCUGAAUACUGCACGCCAGCAGUAUUCACCUGCCCGCUGUGAGCUGUACUCCUGGGGGAAGGUUUCAGUUGCAGGACUUGGUAAGUGGGUCAGAAGGCUCAGGUGAGAGCAGGUCCUGCCUUGCUCUUAAAGUGCCAGAGGCUGAGCUGGGUUUGGGUUUUCCCUAUUGGUUAGAUGUCUGGCUGGGAGGAGAAGUGGUGUUAGGGGCCACCCCCUCAGCAAAGCCUCUCAGAGUGGGAGCCUUCGGCUGACUCACCACGUUUGGUUUCCGAACCUCCAUCCAAGUGAGGAUCCUUCUGGGUGCGAAGAUGACUUAUUUAUCUCCCUUCCCUCCGCAGGCCAUUUGUGGCCUGUUCCAAUGUGGAUUUCUUCAGCGGGUCUGAUGAAAAUAUUGAGGUUUAGUGUUUAGUGACUAACUGUAGUGUUUGACACACGGUAGCUGACGAACAAAUAUUUGUCGAAUCGAUGUUAUUUUGCAGGAGUCCCCGUCUCAGCUUAAGUAAAAACAAAGUAAAAGAAACAUACCAAAAAACAUCUAAACACAACAUCCCAGACAAACAAUUCUCCAGAGACUGGUUCUUCUUCAGGCACCCUAUCUGGGAAGGCCUUUGUGUCCUGCCGUGAGUGCUGGCUGCUGACAAAUGUUAUCUGCUGUGCCUCUGUAUUUUUAUGAGAAUCAAUUGCAGACUUUACCCAGGCUGGCUCCUGCAGCCAGUGAGGAUAAACAGACCCAGAAUCAUUGGGUGGCUCAAAGAAAGGAAAGCUGACUCAAAGCCCAGCUCUUCAGAUCGCUGUGGAUACGCUGCCUGUUCAUCUACAUCAUGGCGCUCCACCCCCGCAGGGUUCGGCUGAAGCCCUGGCUGGUGGCCCAGGUGGAUAGUGGCCUGUACCCUGGGCUCAUCUGGUUGCACAGGGACUCCAAACGCUUCCAGAUUCCCUGGAAACAUGCCACCCGGCAUAGCCCCCAACAAGAAGAGGAAAAUACCAUUUUCAAGGCCUGGGCUGUGGAGACAGGAAAGUACCAGGAAGGGGUGGAUGACCCUGACCCAGCUAAAUGGAAGGCCCAGCUCCGCUGUGCCCUCAACAAGAGCAGAGAAUUCAAUCUGAUGUACGAUGGCACCAAGGAGGUGCCCAUGAACCCAGUGAAGAUAUACCAAGUGUGUGACAUCCCCCAGCCCCAGGGCUCCAUCAUCAACCCAGGGUCCACUGGGUCUGCUCCUUGGGAUGAAAAGGAUAAUGAUGUGGAUGAAGAAGAUGAGGAAGAUGAGCUCGAUCAGUCACAGCACCAUGUUCCCAUCCAGGACACCUUCCCCUUCCUGAACAUCAAUGGUUCUCCCAUGGCACCAGCCAGUGUAGGCAACUGCAGCCCUGAAGCAGUGUGGCCCAAAACUGAACCUCUGGAGAUGGAAGUACCUCAGCCACCUAUCCAGCCCUUCUAUAGCUCCCCAGAGCUGUGGAUCAGUUCUCUCCCAAGAAGGAUAACUAUUGGCAGUGGCCUUCCUGAAUGCUGGUUGAAAGUGACUGACCUGGACAUCAAGUUUCAGUACCGUGGGAAGGAGUAUGGGCAGACCAUGACCGUGAGCAAUCCCCAGGGCUGCCGGCUCUUCUAUGGGGAUCUGGGUCCCAUGCCUGACCAGGAGGAGCUCUUUGGUCCUGUCAGCCUGGAGCAAGUCAAGUUCCCAGGUCCAGAGCAUAUCACCAAUGAAAAGCAGAAGCUGUUCACCAGUAAGCUGCUAGACGUCAUGGACAGAGGACUGAUCCUGGAGGUCAGCGGUCAUGCCAUUUAUGCCAUCAGGCUGUGCCAGUGCAAGGUGUACUGGUCUGGGCCAUGUGCUCCAUCGCUUGUUGCCCCCAACCUGAUUGAGAGACAAAAGAAGGUUAAGCUGUUUUGUCUGGAAACAUUCCUUAGUGAUCUCAUUGCCCACCAGAAAGGACAGAUAGAGAAGCAGCCACCAUUUGAGAUCUACCUAUGCUUUGGGGAAGAAUGGCCAGAUGGGAAGCCGCUGGAAAGAAAACUUAUCUUGGUUCAGGUCAUUCCAGUGGUGGCUCGGAUGAUCUACGAGAUGUUUUCUGGUGAUUUCACACGAUCCUUUGACAGUGGCAGCGUCCGCCUGCAGAUCUCAACUCCAGACAUCAAAGAUAACAUCGUUGCUCAGCUGAAGCAGCUGUACCGCAUCCUCCAAACCCAGGAAAGCUGGCAGCCCAUGCAGCCCACCCCCAGCAUGCAACUGCCCCCUGCCCUGCCGGCCCAGUAAAUCAAGCCUGUUGUCUCCCUUCUCUUUUUUACAAUAUUGUACAUAUGGAUAUUUUUUAUUAUUCUUUUAAACCUCUCUUCUUUCUAACGAUGUUGGUAGUCUCUGACUCUCCAAAUAUGCCUAGCUUUGAGAGUUGAUUUAAUUUAUGAAAAAUUGCCCUUCAUACUUUCCCUGUCUUUUUUAAGCCUCCUAAUGGUAGUAAUAUAGUAGAAGGAGAUUUGGCCUUGGAGUUUGGACAUCAGGGUUCUAGCUGCAGCUUUGCUUCCAUAGUGUGACCUUGAACCAAGUCUAACCUUGGCUCAGAUUCAUUACUGUAAAGUGAAGGGACUGGAAUGAUGCCUGAAAUAAUGCCAACUUUAAAAUUCUGACUCGAUGACUUCAUUCUACUUGUACAAGGGAAAACCGCCUGGAACAGAACCCUUCUGCAUUGUUCUUGUACCACAUUUUUUUUUUCUUUCAUUAAAGUUCCCUCAAGCACU